This is a messenger RNA of Pangasianodon hypophthalmus (striped catfish), 4463 nucleotides long. It is a transcript of the gene mmrn2a, whose product is annotated as multimerin 2a. Bases 95 to 3262 code for a protein of 1055 amino acids. Lineage: Eukaryota; Metazoa; Chordata; Actinopteri; Siluriformes; Pangasiidae. The record is from RefSeq and is a predicted model, not a curated record. The transcript is spliced from 8 exons. Gene Ontology annotation, molecular function: protein binding.
CAGCUUUAAAGCAACUAUUGCUCUCACUGAGGAGUCAGAGGCUGGGAAGAUAGCACACAUGUGUAUGUGUGUUUAGUGGAGGAAGCAAGCAGACAUGGUCAAAGUGUUUCUGUUACUGCAGGGCCUGCUGCUGGCAGCACGGUCUGAUGUUUGGCCCAGAGCUCAAGAGCUGAAAGACGGAGAGGAGGAGCAAUUAAAGCACAUACCACACCAACACCAAGGUGAUUGGGAUCAUGGAGACCAAUAUGGACAUUUUGGAGCAGGUCAUCACAGUGCUGGAGCACAUAAAGAAAGCCCUGAUGUCUCUGAAACUGUACAUUACCCACUGGAGCAUGGGCAUGUUAACCCCAAUCACGGGCAUCCAUCUGAGGAUCUAUCUGUGGAUUCAGAAAAUGGUUCAGCAGAGACCUACAGCAAUAACAAUCCAACACGCAUGGGAAACUGGUGUGCAUUUGUGCAAAAGCGUGUAGUCACCAUGGCAGUGUCCUGCGGUAGUGAGAAAUACAUUAUCAAGUCCCAGAGUCCCUGCCCUAAUGGGACGCCAGACUGCCAUCUGGUCAUGUACAAGCUGUCUACUCGGCCGGUGUACAGAGAGAAGCAGAAGAUCUUCACAGCACUCUUGUGGAGAUGUUGCCCUGGUCAUGGUGGAGAGAACUGCGAGGAUAUUGUGGAAAACGGCCAUGUCUCUGAAAUCUCCAAUACUGACAUCAGGCUUCAUCCAGGAGGUCCAGAGCUCAACGAUACAGGAACUGAGAUGCUAACCCACCACCAAAACCAGGAGCAGAAUGACCAUCAAGAGUCCAGGCGUUCGCUAUAUGAGUCCCUGAGGUCUGAGGAGAACCAAACGGAAGAAGAGCACAGCUAUGACUACACUCCAAGCCAACACACUGGCCAUAAGCCUCAUUAUGAGAGAGGCGCGCCCUACGCUGUGGAUGAUGGACACAGAGAUCCUCCACCAGAGACACAUUAUGCAAAUCCCGGGCUUGUACCCAUCCAUUAUUUAAAGGAUGUCAUGAUGUCUCAUCUACAGCCCAUAUUUGACAGCUUCAACCUGACACUAGCACGCCUGUCUGAGGAGGUUCAGGAUUUACAGAGGGACAUGACCAAGCUGCAACUUCAACAAAUGCUACAGGGAGAGUCCAAACCGGCAGUAGAUGGAAUAGGUGAGGAGUCGGAGCAGGAGCAGGACGUGGCAAUGACUGAUAGCUUUCAGCAGCUGGAGGAACUGAAUAUGCAACUUGGCCUUCAGCGUGAUGAGAUGGAAGAGAAGCUACAUGCACAGCAGGCCAUGUUUUACUACAACUUGACCAGUCUGAAGACUGACAUGGAUGUCCGAAUUAAACGCCACCAGAAGACGCUACAGAUGAGUCUCCAUUCCCUAAAUUCCUCACUAUCAGAGGCAAGAGAGAAACAAGAGCAGUUAGAGGAGGAGAUCCAGAGAGUUUUGACACUUGCAAGUCAGACACCAAGUCCUGGUAGACAGCCUCAAGAUGACACAGCAGUCUGGGAAGCCAUUACCCGUCUGGACAAUAAGGUGGUCAAUAACACUAUACAGUUCAGUGCCCUAAACAAACACCAAGUCCAAGUGUCAGAAAAAAUAGAACACUUGCAAAAGGGCUGGAAGACCUUAGAGGAGCGUGUAAUCCAGAAUGACCGCAAGAAUGAGGACAGAUACAUUGAGGCUUUCCUAGAAGUGGAUGCGGCAAAGGAGGCAGUUGGAAAAUAUGCUGAUGACCUGUCAAAAAAUGUCUCCAUUCUCCAAAGCACAGUCCAGGACCUGGAGAUAGAUACGGACUAUUUGUACACACAGUUCUAUAAGAACAUGAGCUCCGGUAGCAGAAAUUGUGACUGUACUGGCCUUAGCACAACUGUGGCGCAGUUGAAACAGGCAGUAUCUAAUAUAACAGUGAUUGCAAAUGAAAACAGGCUCGCUCUAGACAGUGCAGCAGAAGAGAGGUUAAACAUUUGGGAAAAUGAUGGAUGGGGCCCACCAGUGGAAGAGAUAAAAUUAGGCUUACACACUGUGCAGAACUCACUGGCGCUUGAGCAAGAGAAGCGCAGAACACUACAACAAAACUUAACCAUACUCCAGACCUCACUUUCAGGCAGUCAAAAAGAUGUUGAAGCUCUACAGCAAAAGGACAGUCAGAAAUCUGGCGAGAUAAAACGCCUGUUCAACUCUUUUAGCUCUCUGUUGAAAGAUGCCAUACGUCAUACUGAUGUACUGGAAAUCCUCCUUGGUGAAGAGGUUUUGGAGUUUAUGGACUGGUCCCCACAAGACCAGAAAACCUACUCCAUCCCUGUGCUGAAGAUGCUGAUCAGCGACCUGCAGGAACAGAUUAACGGACACAGCCGAAGCCUGGCCUCCAUGCUUAACUCUGAAGAUCCCACUGCAGAUGAACCAAUGGAGCUGGCAGAAGGGAUGGCAGAGGAUCUCAAAAGGAGACAAAAGGAACAGAAAUUUGACCAUUUCUCAGAGGACUCUAGAGCUUAUAAAGACUUCUUUGCUUUGGAAAAAACAGUGGAACAGCUUCAAGCACGUGUCGUCAAACUUGGAGAACAGCAAUGUCCAUCCUGCUGCGACUGUACCAAAGGUGCCGCUUCCAGAGAUGUAGAUGGAAAACUGCAAGCCGAGUUGACACAUGUGCGCAAGAGCCUUGACGAUCAUCUCACGAUUUUCAACAGCGUUUUCAGUAAUACUGGAGGUCUAACAGAGUCUGAAGUGAAAGUAGAUUUGGAAAAAUUGUCUGCAUUAAUGAAGAAAAAAGAAUCCAAACUUCAAAGAAAGAAGCAUAAGGAGAGAGCAGAUACAAGAGGUGCACAGCGCAGCAAGCGGGAUACAUCACUUGAAACGGCAGUGCACAGUCAGUUUCCUGAGGACCCACUCAUGUUUGUGGCCAGCAGCAGAGACGGUGUUAACACACCUGGUACAGUCGUGUUUGAAACCAUGUCCCUAAACCAUGGGCAAAUGUACUCACCUGAAACAGGCACAUUCCGAGCACCUACUGCAGGAGUUUACCUGUUUGUGUUGACGCUGGACUUUGGGCCUGGGCCAUCUUUAGCCCAGCUGAAGAGAGGAGAGGAAGUGGCGGCAUCGGUGCAUCAGAGCAUGAGGAAGCCAUUAGGACCUGCUACUCGUGUCUGCCUCCUACAGCUGCAACAGGGUGAAGAGGUCCAUCUAGAACUAGUGCAGGGAACACUGGAGCAUGGGAAGCCACAGGAGAACACCUUCGCUGGACUGCUGCUCCUACAGACCACAUGAGCACACGUUCACAUCUGAAAGCGCAAAAACACACACACUGGGAUGAAGAAAUGAACAAACUUCAAUAUCUUGAUUAUUUUCAAUACAGCGCUUUUUCGAUUUCUCCUGAUCACUGAUUUGUCACAAGAAGCCUCUUGUACAUGUUCAUUGGUAUAGAUGUUUGCAGCUUGUGGCAGUUUUAUAAGCAUCUGUAUUGUUUCAGAUUUUCAAAUUUGGUCUAUUUGAAAAUCAAUACUGACUGAGAGACUUCUUUCCAGGCUUAGACUGUGUGUGUUUAUAGAUAUAACGUACAUAUGAUGGCUACUAUUACAGGUAGGUUGCCCCAACUACUUCAGUGAAAAAACUUACCAUAUAUCUGUAUAUUUCUGCUGCACCUUAAAACACAGUUGCCAAAGUUAGGUCAUGUCAUUAAUGCAUGCUACUCACACUCUCGUCUCAUACACAUUUGAAAUGACCCACAAGCACUCAGACUCAUAUAGUAAAUAUUUACUUAAAAUGAAUACAUUGGACAAGUAUCAUACAUACAGUAUUUGUAUUUUCUUGGCAAACUCAUAAGGCACCCAUUCAACCAGAAGUUAUAUUAAAAAGGUGUGUAAUAAUUACAUACCAAUAGUUACCUUUUAUCAUCAGAGGGCAGGGCAGGGCACAUUUAAAUAUCUACAUCAUGUUAGAGAUGCUAGUUCAUUUGUUAAAGUGUUUCAUUUUAUAAGUUUAAUUGGGAGAAACAGGAGUAAAAAAAAGAAGUGUCAUGAAUCACAGCAUGAUUGAGCAAGCUGCAAGGAUAGCAGUGAGAAAUGAGAAUGAACAACAGACACGUAGUUGCCAAUGUUUAAAAAAAAAAAAAAACUUUUGCUUUUCCAAAACAUUCUCUUCUGGCCAAAGAGUGCAACCAUUUCCUGUGCUAUUUUAUUCUAUUGUACACUGAACUGAACCUUGAGUUAACCCCAUCAUCUUUUACAUAUUUAUAUUUUUAAAGCAAAUUUAUUUUUUGAAGAGCAUUUUAUCAAACUUUUUCAAACUUUAUCAUUUAUUUUCCUGUAAUUUUACCUUUGCAAAACGUGAAAACUUUGAUAAAGCAUAAUAUAAGUCUGGCACUAAAAUGAGGACUGUUGGUUUACACUUCCUGUACGUAUAGACCCAUGUCAUGGUUUUUCACAACUUGUUUCACUGGCACGGAAAGCAAUAAAGGUAACGCAAGGCU